This is a messenger RNA of Brassica napus (rape), 1418 nucleotides long. Its product is annotated as LOB domain-containing protein 28-like. NCBI's taxonomy places the organism in Eukaryota, Viridiplantae, Streptophyta, Magnoliopsida, Brassicales, Brassicaceae. The record is from RefSeq and is a predicted model, not a curated record. The coding region runs from base 716 to 1252 and encodes 178 amino acids. The transcript has 2 exons.
CCUAGGUGGUUAUAAAUGAUUUUUUUUUUCUAAAGUGAAGGUAAAAGUAGUUGGUGUGUAAAUAUGAAAAGUGAUGUUAUGAAUAUGAUAUUUUUGACAAAUUUUCAUCUUUUAUAUGUAACUGUCUCUAUGCCCAGCGAAUAUGGUCUCUAAUUUGGUUUAUUAUAACUUAUUAUCUUAUACUUUAUGUUUGGGUUAAUAUAAGUUAUCCUAUUGAAUUGAUUUUAGAUUUACAAAUUAUUAAAUUGCUUCUUAUGCUGUCAUGUAAAGUAAAUUGACAAGUUUUUUUUUUAAUUGAUACAUAAAGUUACAACUUUUUAAAUGUUUUUCAAUUAUAUAUAGGAGAUAUUUAUAUGUAGGAUGAACUAACUUUUCAAAUUGCAAAUUUACCUUUUAGAUAACUAUGCAUCCAAUUUUACCUAUUUAAAAAUAAUUCACCGACCUACUCAUGUAAUUAUCGCGUAACUUUUGAUACCUCUUAUGCUAAUAUUAUACUUAUCUUAUCGUUUGUAACAUAAACAAAUCAAAUUUAUGCUUUUUCAAAUAUAUUUCGAGUAGACUUUGACUAUUAUAAAACAGAAUUUUCGUGCCAAAGAUUCUGACUUAACUCAAAGGGGAUUGAUUACGGUUAAUCAACUUUUGUCUGGGUCCUCUCUCUAAACAAACUUCUAGUAAGAAGCCAAUAGAGAUUAUACAACAGGAUUGAUUGCUUAAGAUGUCGAUGCCAUGCGCUGCUUGCAAGUACCUGAGGAGAAAAUGCACACAAGCCUGCGUGUUUGCACCUUACUUCCCACCUAACAAACAGGAAGAUUACGCAGCGAUCCACAAGGUAUUCGGAGCAAGCCAAGUGGCUAAAAUUCUCAACGACCUUCACCCAAGCCAGAGACAAGACGCCGUGACCUCUCUCGUUUACGAGGCACAAACUCUUCUUCUUGACCCGGUCCAUGGCUGUUCUCGUCACGUUUACAACCUCCAAAAUCAGCUUAAAGACCUUCAGGACCAACUUCAAAUCGCCAGGAACGAGCUUGUCUCUUACAAUAAUAUCAUCCCAUCGCUUGACCUACCUCCUCCGAUUACGUAUCAGCAAAACCAUCAAAACCCUAUGUUGAUGCCUGUUGUGUCUAAUUAUGGUGGCCCGUUAACUUCUGAACAGUUACGCGAAGAGGCUCAUCGGGUUGAAUCUGAAAGAAGCGCUCAAGUGCCGCAAAUGCAGCCAAACGCAGCACCCUCAAAGAGGGAUGACUGUCCAUGACAAAAAGAUACCAUCAAAGGUAUAUAUCAUGUAAAUAGUUUUGAUGGUAAUGUCGGACGCUUCAUAUAAAAAAAAAUCAUGGUUUUUGUUUCAUUUGUUAAAGAAAAAACUUCAUAAUUUAGGACAAGCGUGAUCUCUCUAAUAUUCUAAUAGAAGAUGGUUGUUU